AUGGCUCUCUCUUUCAAAUAUCUAUCAGAAAUUGUGGAAAGCCAAGAUUUAUUGCCCGAUCUUGAUCGAGAACGAAGAAAGGGAAGAUUUCGGUGGAAAGGGCCUCACUUUUCAGCCUUCAUCCGUUAUGUGAUAACGCUGCCUUCCAACCAUGGGCUUGCCCGCACUGGACUUUUGGACCUCAAGUUUCUGCUCUUCAUUCAUGGAGAUACACCAUUGCGAUGCAGUGAACUAGAAGAAACCAAGAAUAUAAUGGCAGAAAUCGAAUCAAUAGCCAACGAGGCAGGAAUUUUCUUGCAUUCCUUCUUCUUCGCCACAGAUCUUGUCAGGGAUUGGAAAAUAGCUGAAGCGCUUUCUGUUUUGUUACCAAAGUUUAAGAUGAUGCAAGAAAAGAUAAAAAAGCACUGUAUCACUGUCUCAAACCUGCCAAGUGUUACAACUCCAAACACUGCUUUGGUUUCAAUAUUUAUUGUUGAUUCUGUCCUUGAUUAUCUCAAUCAUCUAAUAAAUAGCAGGGACCGUCUCAUUGUUGAUGUGAAGGAUCAAAUUACAACACUCCAUGAGGAACUACAUUUCUCCAGAUCCUUCCUUAGUGACAGCGAGGUGCAGCAAGAUAGAGAAUUGAUUGAAUGUGUAAAGCAACUCAGAGACCUGGCAUAUGAAACUGACUAUAUCAUUAACUGGUAUGUGGCUGGAGAGGUUUUUGAUUGGUACCUCGCUCUCAGGUUCUCUAAUUUCAUCCAGAAGAAUAAACUCAUCAGGAAUGCACUCCCAGAAAUCAAGCUGAAUCAUGGCAUUCAUGACCUAGAAGUUGGAGAAAGUCCCCGUGAAGUAUCAUCCCAAGUUACUAAAAGCAUUCCGAUAGUUGAUGAUAUUAUAGUGGGUUUGAAGGAUGAGAAAAUGAAUAUUCAAAGACAGCUUCUUAGAGGACCAGACCACCGACAAAUAAUUUUCAUCACUGGGAUGCCUGGACUUGGUAAGACUACGUUAGCUAAGAAAUUGUACAAUGAUUCCUCUGUUUUCAACCAUUUCGAUAAGUGUCUUUGGUGUGUUGUUUCUCAAACAUAUCAAAGGAAAAGGCUACUGAUUGACCUUUUGUGUUCCAUGACUAACCUUAACGAAGACAAUUACAAGAACAUGGAAGAUGAUAAGUUGGGGGAAAUUCUUUACAAAAGUUUGAAGGAGAGAAGAUACUUCAUUGUUAUGGAUGAUAUUUGGAAAGUAGAAGCAUGGGAUGAUUUGAAAAUGUACAUUCCAAAAGACAAAACUAGAAGCAGAAAACUAUUCACCAGUCGGAACAAACAUGUGGCUUUGCAAGUAUCAUCUGAGGGCAUCAUUAAUGAACUUCCUUUCCUAUCGGUAGAUGAGUGCUGGGAUUUAUUACAGCAGAAGGUUUUCCGGAAAGCUCUUUGCCCUCCAGAACUCCAAGACGUGGGAAGCAAAUUGCAACAAGUUGCAAGGGGCUACCGCUUGCAGUCACUGUGA
Messenger RNA from Olea europaea var. sylvestris, 1485 nucleotides. RefSeq names its product putative late blight resistance protein homolog R1B-12. The record is from RefSeq and is a predicted model, not a curated record. NCBI's taxonomy places the organism in Eukaryota, Viridiplantae, Streptophyta, Magnoliopsida, Lamiales, Oleaceae. Bases 1 to 1485 code for a protein of 494 amino acids. Gene Ontology annotation, biological process: defense response to other organism. Gene Ontology annotation, molecular function: ADP binding. The transcript is spliced from 2 exons.